Messenger RNA from Argiope bruennichi, 7681 nucleotides. Its product is annotated as neurogenic locus notch homolog protein 1-like. Gene Ontology annotation, molecular function: calcium ion binding. Gene Ontology annotation, cellular component: plasma membrane; protein-containing complex. The record is from RefSeq and is a predicted model, not a curated record. Gene Ontology annotation, biological process: heterophilic cell-cell adhesion; establishment or maintenance of epithelial cell apical/basal polarity. Lineage: Eukaryota; Metazoa; Arthropoda; Arachnida; Araneae; Araneidae.
AGGUAACUUAGGAUUACUUUAAGUGUAGCUAAUUUUUUGAACCAUGAUAGAAUCUAGAUUCGUAGACAAAAUGAAAUAUUUUAUUUUCUUAUUAAUAUUAUGCUUAGGAUUCUUCUCUGAACGUGGAUUAAGUGAAAAAUUAGUGUCGAAACAGCAAUCGCUUGUUGGAAAAUCGUAUAACUUAUAUAAUGAUGAGCAAAACCAAGGGGACCAUAUAUUUGAAGAUCCAGUUCGAAAUUAUGCAGCUUGUGAUUGCGGACCAGAUUCAAAUUGCAUGUGGAUACGUGAUGGAUGGCUGGGUUUCAAUUCUAAAAAAGUAUGUCUUUGCAAACCAGGUUAUUAUGAAGUGAAUGAAAAAUGUAUAGGUCCUUGUUCCAAUAACCCUUGUAAGAACGGAGGCACUUGCAAAGAUGUUGAAAAGGGUUAUGAAUGUGUAUGUACUUCCAAUUACACAGGGAAGGAUUGUAUUGAGAAAGUUACUCCCUGCACCUUCAAUCCUUGCAAGAAUGAUGGAAACUGUACGGUUUUGGGAGAGGGUUUCACUUGCAACUGCCCCAAACCGUACACUGGACUGACAUGUGAGACAGACCCUUGCACACAUAACCCUUGUAAAAAUAAUGGAACAUGCAAAGUAGAUGGCGAAGAGUUCAAGUGUUCUUGUGUAGGUCCUUGGAAAGGAAACAUUUGCGAGCAUGGUCCUUGUGACGAGAAUCCGUGUCAGAAUGAUGGAACAUGCAAAGUUGGUAAAAAAGGCUAUAUUUGCACAUGCAAGCCACCCUAUAGCGGACCACAAUGCCAAAUUGGACCUUGUGACAAGCAGCCAUGUCAGAACGGAGGAACAUGCAAAGUUGGUAAAAAAGGCUACAUCUGCACAUGCAAGUCACCCUAUAGUGGACCACAUUGCCAAAAUGACCCAUGCACGUUUAAUCCUUGCAAAAAUAGUGGCCAAUGCCAAGUAGUUGGAAAUCUGUUCAAGUGUACUUGCAUUGAACCUUGGACAGGAGAAACUUGUGAAGAAAAUUCAUGCACGUUUAAUCCAUGCAAAAACAGUGGACAGUGCCAAGUAGUUGAAAAUCAGUUCAAAUGCACUUGUAUUGAACCUUGGACAGGAGAAACUUGUGAAAAAAAUCCUUGUACUUCAUACCCGUGCAAAAAUGGAGGAGCAUGCAAAUUGAAUACACAAAGUUUCAGCUGCGAUUGCGUGCCCCCAUUCCAAGGUGAAUUAUGUGAAAUAGGUCCUUGUUCAUGGAAUCCCUGCCAAAAUGAAGGAAUAUGCAGCGUUGAAGGAUCAGGUUUCAAAUGUAUUUGUAAACCUGAAUUUAAAGGAAUAUUAUGUGAAAUAGCUGUCGGAACUAGCACAUCAGUUGCUACUGAAUCAUCUAGCAUGAUGACUACAGUUCUCACGUCAACAAUCCCAUCUUGUUAUUGUGGUCCAGCAACAGAAUCAUGCCAAUUUGAUUCGUUUGGCGAGAAAAAUUGUAUCUGUUCUCCUGGGUACAUACCAGUCAUUGGAUAUUGCACGGAAUGCAAAUGUGGUGCAAACCAAGAUUGUUUCUUGAAAGCCAAUAAUGAACCCGACUGCAGUUGUAUUUUUGGAUAUGUCGAAAAAUUGGAAGACGGCGCUGUAACUUGCUUAAAGUGCAACUGCCACGAAACGCAAAUAUGUUUCGUAAAUGAUGAAGGAAACGCAGAUUGUAGAUGUGCUUCUGGACAAAUAGAAAAAAUAGAUGACCAAGGCGUAAAAUCUUGCCUCUCCUGCUAUUGUCCUCAUGAGCAUGAGUGCCACUUAGAUGAAUCUGGAAACACGGCUUGCAGAUGUCCUAAAGGAAAAAUUGAACAAAACAUUUACGGUUUACGUUCUUGCGUCCAUUGCUAUUGUCACGAGACUCAGGAAUGCUUCUUGAAUGAAGCCGGAUCAGUGAACUGCAGAUGCCCUACUGGAUAUAUUGAAAAAAUGGAGAAGGGUGUAAAAACAUGCAUCGAAUGUGACUGUGGUGUCUACGGAAUAUGCAGCCUUGUGGAAGAAGAAAAGAAAUGCACCUGCGCCCCUUCAUCGGCAGAGUUGGAUGGGAAAUGUGUGGAAUGCGAUUGUGGCUUGGAUGGUUUGUGCAGAUUUGAAUCUGGUCAAAAGAAAUGUGUCUGCAGACCCAAAACUAUUGAAAGAGAUGGGAAAUGUGUAGCUGUCGAAACUAGCACAUUAGUUACAACUCAUUCCUCAAGUCUGAUGACAACAAUUCUGAUGACAACGAUUGCCUCUUGUUCUUGUGGAGAAAAUUCAAAAUCGUGCGCCUAUAACUGGGAUAAUAAGAAAAUAUGCGAGUGCUUACCUGGAUAUGCUGUAAAGGAUGUUUAUUGCUUCGAAUGCAACUGCGGGCCUCAUGGUUCCUGUAAAUUUGUAAAUGAUCAAAAGAAAUGUAGUUGCGCACCUUUUACUGUUGAAAUGAAUGGAGUCUGUGUAGAUGUAGGCACAACCGAUUCCAUCCGUACGUCUACAAUGAUCAGUACGGCUUCAACAGUCAGGGAUUGUACCUGUGGUCAUACUACAAAAACCUGUCGCUAUAACGUGCUUGGCGAAAAGGAAUGCACUUGUUAUCCUGGAUAUGCUGUAAAUCAAGGCUAUUGCGAAGAAUGCAAUUGUGGACCCUACGGUUCGUGUAGUUUCGAAUAUGGCAGAAAAAGAUGCAACUGCAAAUCAUCUACUGUCGAAAAGCAUGGAUUGUGCGUUGUAGUAGAAUCUACUACCACGGAGAAGGUAACCACUCGAAUGCCUACAACUCUCCCUCCCACUACACGAAGUUGUUCUUGUGGAGAAAACUCAAAAUCGUGCACCUAUAACUGGGAUGAGGAGAAAAUAUGCGAGUGCUUUCCUGGAUAUGCUGUAAAGGAUGAUUAUUGCUUCGAAUGCAACUGCGGACCUUACGGCUCUUGUAAAUUUGUAAAUGAUCGAAAGAAAUGUAGUUGCGCACCUUUUACUGUUGAAAUGAAUGGAGUUUGCGUAGAUGUAGACACUACUUCAUCAAGGGGAACAACCGAUUCCACCAGUACGUCGACAGUGGUCUCUUCAACAGUACGGGAGUGCGAUUGCGGCAUAAACGCGCGGUCCUGUUUCUACAGAAGGAAUGGAGAUAAAGUAUGCAAUUGUGAUUUUGGAUACAUUGAAAUGAACGGAUAUUGUUCAGCUAUAUGCAGUGAAGAGAAGUGCGUGCAUGGAAAAUGUAAAGUAAUAGGAAAUGGUUUCAAAUGCAGAUGCAACGUCGGAUUUACUGGUCCCAGAUGUGAAGAUAAAAUUGAGACUAAGUCAAAUAAACUGAAUCUAUGGAUGGCUAUGCAGUUUACAAUAACAUUUGCCAUAUUUCUAUUACUUUCUGGAAUGUUUUGUUUCUUGGGCCGUAUGCUGAAUAAAAAUGCCAAAAAAUGAAUAGUGUAUUCAAAACCUCUUAUCAUUUGAGAAGGAAAAACUUUUAUUUUUUUCAUUCAAAAAAUUUUAAUUCAGCAUUUUAAAAAAGAUUGUAUUUUUAUGCAUAAAUAAGGAAGACAAUAAGUCAUAAGAAAAAGAAAAAAAUAUUCUGGAAUCACAAAGUGUUUUUAAGGCAAAAUAUUCAAAAGCAGCUCUUAUAAACUUUUUCUCUUGUUUCCUUGUUUAUAUAUAGUGAAAAAGAUGGUUAAUAUCUUUGAAAUUUAUUAUUUGCCAAUGAGAUAAAUGAUCCAGUUUCUAAUUGCAGAUUAUUCCUAUGUAAAACAAUCAUUUCAAUAAAAAUAAAAUACCACUAUUUAUUAUUAAAUAAUACUAUUUAUCACUAUUUAAAUACCACCAAUUAUUACCUUAUAUAUUAUUGUGUCUUAAGAAUACUCUAGGAAGAGUUACUAUUUCUGUAAAACGAUACUAGUUUUUUCCGGCUUUGAAGAAGCUUUUGUUCUCCUGUGUUUACACUGAAUCCGUUGCUUUGUGGCGCCAUCUACAUUUUGCUCUGGUAACUUCAAGUGCUAAUUUGUGAUGAUCAAACUUCCGUGAUAUCUGUUUAGUUUCUAAAUCUUUAGUGCAGCAAUUUUGGAUUAUAUAGUCUCUCGGGAUUGUGCGAAAGAAAUUGACAACUUUGUUGGUGACUUUAAAGCGAAACGUAUUGCUUGGAAUUAUCGCGGAAGGAAACAGAAAUAGAAUGAUCAUUUAUAAUUUUAUGUGCGAUAACAAUCUAAUCUUGUUGGCUUUACCUACACUUAUGUUCUUUUCCAGUAAUGGAAUCUUCAAGAAUUUCUGAGGCACCGUUUCUAUUAACUAUCUUAGUAGCGAUCAUAACCAGGUUUCUUUUGAAAUUGGUAACAAUUCCAACAUUUCUGCAAUAAUCAAUAUGAAAACAACUAACAUUUGCCCCCAGGAAAUCCAAUGAUCUACACUAUAUGCAGUAUUGACGUAAAGUUUGCUAAACUCAUCAUAUCUAUUUUAACAAUCAUGCCUCCAAGUUUAAACUUAUAAAUGGUAACCAACAGGAAAUGUAUUCAAAGCAUCCCGGGAACAAUUAAACACGGAAACAAAUAUAGUCAAAAGUGGCAUAAAAAACUUGACUUUAGGGUAAAUGAAUGAAAUAAAAAAAUGAAGUUAAAAAGUCGUAAAUUGCAAAUAAAGACAUCAACAAGAUUAAAAUUAUUUAUCUUUAAGUCUAAUCCUGAGAAUAACGAUAUAUAGAAAGAAAAUUGAAAAUUUGCAAAAAAAAAAAAAAAAAAAAAACACUUCAUAUAUCAUCUAUUUAAGAAACGGAUGGUUUAUACAGCAUUCCUCUGGACAAAGCCAUUGCUUUCAAAUAUUCAUUAGAAAAAUCUUCUCAAAACAAUCCAGAACUUUAUGAGAAAAACAAAAUCUCUAAAGUCAAUUUUGCAUGUGAAAAAUACCAAAACACCCAACACCCUCGUCAACCCAGAAAUUUUAAACCGAGUACACUUCAAGAAACAAUUGCAAACAUGAAAAAAAAAUUAAUUCAAAAAGGACACAGGGCCAGACGCUAAAGUUCUGAAAUCCCUUCCUCUUUAUUUCCAACAUAAUGAACAGACAUCUGCAACAUCAAUAUUUUCUUCCCCAAGCUGGUGAUGAUAUCCAUAUGCGGGUCAGAAGCCAUAUUGCUCAUCGGGGACACUAUUAAUCAGCAGUUCACAAUCGCAACUGUGCCAAAGUUUCUAAAACCAAGACAAAGUCCAAAACUUCCUGUAAUUUACAGACUAAUUAGCCUCUUAAGCAACUUGAGAAAACUCCAUGAGAUGAUUAUACUUGCAAGACUCAAGGACAAAUGGAAACUGAUUAAUAUUGUCUCCGAUGAAUAAUGUGGAUGUGCACACCAGUAGAGCAUUCUGAGGGUCUAAGUACCAUCACGCAUGGCUUUAACAACAAGUUGUACACCCUUGGGAAUAUCUUUGAUGUAAGAAAAACCAUUGUCAGAAUAUGGCUCAAUAAUCUCAUCUAUGAACUCAUAGAUUUUAAAAUACCGUCUUACCUCAUAAACAUAAUAAUGAAAUUCCUCACCAGUAUAGCAUUCUAGGUAAAAAUAAACUACAACAAUUUCUACAAACGGUGAGAUCAAAACAAGUAUGCCUCAAGGAAACAACUGCAGUCCUUUAAUUUAUAGCCCUCGAUACUCAUCUAUAAACCAACUUCCUCAAGACUAACAAUAUUACAAACUGCUUCUUUACUUAUGAUAUCAUCAUCAUCUUACUCAAAGCAGCAUCAUAAAUUGUGACUUCAAAAAGGUUUCCUAAACAUUGAAAUAUGGUGCACCAAGUGAUGUAUUUUCAUCUAUAUUAAAAAAUAAAAACGCAUGAUGUCAUAUUCAGGAAAGGAUAUUUAAAUAAACUAUCUACAAUCAAAUCGUUUGAAGAUUGCCUUAUUUGGAAAAAAGGGAUUAAAAUAUCUUGGACUGAUGCUAGACAAUACGUUCCUUUUAAAAGUCAUAUCAACUAGAGUAAAGAGAAAUUCUGGACUAAAAUUCACCUCAUUAUCCAUUCUCAAAGUCAGACGCUCUCUUCUUCCAUUAAAGAAUAAAAUGCUGUAACACAAACAAAUUUUAAGACCCAAUAGUAGCUUAUGAAGUUGAAAUUUUGUGACUUGCCGAUAAAUCCAACCGAAAAAAAUUCAAACUUUUCAAAAUAAAAUAUUUCACGUCAUUACCAAUACUUCCUGGUUUAUAUGGAAUGAUAUUCGACACAGUGAUCUUAAGCAUUCUGAAGAUAAAUGAUUUAUUUCAUCAAAGAACUCUCAAGAAAAAAUUUUAAUCAAUUCAAAACUUAUGAAACUCCCACAGACAAAGGACAACUCAAUUGUACUCAUUUCAGUGGAAAAUAUGCUUUUCUUUACUCUACUAUUAAACGGAUUUUGACAUUAAAACCUCUCAAAUCCCUUUCGAAAUUAUGACUGCUUCUAAAUAAUUGUUCCAAUUUUCAUUUUUAGCGCAAAUAAAGAAUCUUUUUCUCUUCCCACCUGGUGCAUGAACAUUUCUUACUAUUUUGUCUUCUGUUACUAGCUACUUUCUACUGGGUGACACCUCGUAGUUGGGAAUAAGAAGCUUCCGUCAUGAUAGGUGGUUCUCGCCACCCUGUAGUACAGAAAAAGACGGGGGGGGGGCAAAUUCUUCCCAACGAAGGGAAAGGUUGUACCGUGGCCGGUGAUGAUCCUUAGGACUCAACCACAGUUCUUACUAGUGUUGCUGUUGCGGUCGUUCGGUCAUGCAGAAUUCUCCGUGUGCCUCAGGAUGGGUCGGAGCAGCCGGUUUAAGGUUACUAGCUUCAAACUGAGCAGAAGUGCCAAGACACAUAAGCUCUUCACAUAUCUUAUUCAUGAUUGUAUUCAAAAAUAUUUGUAACAUCAGAAAAGACCUAAAUGUUCAAUCAAUGUUUUAAUGUGAAUUCAUUAAAAGAACUGUCAACGUCCUUUUUCGAAAGAGCUUACAAAAUGUAAAAUAUUACAAUUCGUUCGGCUCCACAUAAUAAAAAUUGGCUCUGAAAACUGCUAACAAAUAAUUCCCACCUCAAGGACAGCCACUCAUCCCAAGCCGAAACCGCAACCUGGUAAGACGUUACCUGCCUUUAGACUGUCAUAAAACAAGACGAACUCAUUGACAUGACGAAUUUCGGCCAGUAAUAAUUUAAAAAAAAAAACUAUUAACAAAUAUUUUACUAAUCAGAUUGAUUUCUCAAUGAAAAUUGUCUUUUUUUUUUUUUUUAUUCUCAAACGGAAACGUUAUUGAUCAAAUGUUUCUUUGAAUCGUUAUAAAAUGAAAUACCUUAGAUAUCUAAAAAAUGUAUUUAUUUAUCACGAUUGAUAGGAUAAAGUAAUACAGUUUCAUUUUUUUUGUAAUAAUCUCGGCAAAAUAAUAAUAACUUUCAUUCAUUUGCUGCUUUUCCUUAGCAAUAUAUCCCAUCUACCCUAAUUAACUACUCAACACAAUAUUACUAACUGAGAUUAGUUAAAUCAUUUCCUUUCAAUAUUGUUAUGAAGAGAAAUUAUUGGCGGUCAAUCCAAUUUCUCCAGACAAUUACUCGUAUUCGUGAUCAAAAAUAUUUCUGUAAUCAAAAAAUGUCUCGUAUAAUUUGCCCUUAAGAAAGCAAACAUUAUUUCAACUCGUGAAUAAUUUUCUUACUUUGAUAUCUCUCAGAUUUUUCUUUAAAUCGAAGUUUGAUAUAUCUUUCUGCUUUUGCUUGU